AUGAUGAUUACACUUCUCCUGUCAUUUUAGCCUUCCAUAAUAUACCAUUUGGACGACCACAAAAUAAAAAAGAUUAAUAAAAAGCACAUCCAAAUUUUUUAUUUUUUUCUGUGUUUCCAACUUUAAUCAAACUUCUAGUCUUAUCAUCAAAAAUGUAAUAAUAUUAAGAUUCAAUAGCAAUUUUAGGAUAACUGA
Molecule: messenger RNA, 195 nt
Organism: Paramecium pentaurelia
Lineage: Eukaryota; Ciliophora; Oligohymenophorea; Peniculida; Parameciidae
Source: the annotation of a GenBank genome assembly